AUGAAUUGGAGUACUGGUUCCAAAAAGUACAGAAAAGAAAAGGUCAAAUUCGCAAGCACUGAGUUUGAACGUUAUUAUCAUAUUGGCAAUAAACUUCAAAACUACCGAGCUCUUUGUCAGGAAUUGCGGGUCGAGGGGCCUCUAACUAGCGUCACACAGUGUCGAAAGGCUCUUGCUAAAGUGCAUGUCAACAUAUUUGACCUGAUCGAUUCUCGUCGCACAGGAGCGGCCGUUCAAAGAUUUCCUAACCAAGCUGCGCUCAGGAAGUACACCAAAGACACCGAAAAGAUAUUCCCAAAGCAAGCGGCCAAAGCAGACGGCUUUCUCAAGGAACUACUGCGCAGAAUCUUGUGA
Molecule: messenger RNA, 354 nt
Organism: Aspergillus melleus
Lineage: Eukaryota; Fungi; Ascomycota; Eurotiomycetes; Eurotiales; Aspergillaceae
Exons: 2
Coding region: 1-354 (117 amino acids)
Source: RefSeq, a predicted model, not a curated record